AUGUUUUGGAGAUUCGGCGGUUACGCCAACAUCUCCACAAUCGACACGAUCCUCGACAAGCCCGACUUUACCCUCGAGGAGCUGCUCGACGAGAGUGAUCUCAUCCAGGAGCUCAAGCAGCACAACUCCAAGCUCAUCGAAUAUCUCCGCGAGGACAGCAUCCUUGAGAAGCUGCUGGAAUAUGUCGUCGCGCCCCGACUCGAGGUCUUCGCAACCCCCGAUGACCCCGCUGACGAUGAGUCCAAGGGCAAAAGUCGCCUGCUGCCCUUCUCGCGGCCCCGGGCUUCGUCUCGCGCAACCGACGUGACGGACAAUGAUGAGGAGGAGCAGGAAAAGAGGCGCAAUAGAUACGCCCUCGUUGCUUCUGAAGUCUUGAGCUCCGACACGUGGUCCAUCUACGAGGCCCUGACCGAGAACCGAGACCUGAUUCGCAAAUUCUGGAAGUUCCUUGAGCGCCCGGCCCCCCUCGACCCGCUCCAGGCGAGCUAUUUCACAAAGGUAAACGAGUCCCUGUUUGAGAAGAAAACAGACGACAUGAUGGAAUUAUUGCGGAGUAUCCCAAAUGUAGUCGCCGAGCUUCUCAGACAUGUCGAAUGUCCCAUGAUUAUGGACUUGCUUCUCAAGAUAAUCGCCCUGGAUCGGAAUGAAGGAGGACAAGGAAUUGUAGAGUGGCUUUUCUCAAAAGACAUCAUUCCCGCGCUACUCUCUUGCCUCGACCCGAAGCACAGCUGGGUUGUGCAGACGGCCGCUGGCGACUUCAUCAAGGCCAUUAUUACCAUCUCUGCGAAUGCCUCACAAAACGAACAGCAAUGCAUUGGCCCCAACGAACUCACACGCCAGUUGGUAUCUGAACCUUGUGUCGAGCAGCUGAUCGGCUAUAUGCUCGGAGGAGGCAACCCCCUCACAGUCGGUGUCGGAAUAGUCAUUGAGGUCAUUAGAAAGAACAACUCGGAUUAUGACCCUGAUAUGGGCACCGAGUCCAAUCAGGUUCCUUCUAGCCGCGACCCCAUCUAUCUUGGUUACCUGCUGCGUCUUUUUGCCCGGAAUGUACCCAAGUUCAUGAGCCUCAUUAUGGACGGGCCCGCAAAGAAAGAGGGAUCCGAGUCCACUUUUGGGGAGAAGCUUGAGCCCCUUGGCUUUGACAGAUUCAAGACGUGCGAACUGAUGGCAGAACUGUUGCAUUGCAGUAACAUGGGGUUGCUCAACGAAGUCGGUGCUCAGGAAUUGAUCGCAACGCGAGAUGCUGUGCGCCAGCGCCUCAGGGACGAAGGAAGGUUGGGACCUUUGAGGGAAGACGACCAGUCUGCUGAUGAUCUUACCAUGCGCAUGAGUCACGGCGCCGUCCAUGAGGAAGGAAGGCGUCUGGAAGUCACAAACGCAGAUGAUGAUGGCUUUGAGGAAGUUGAACCGAGCAAGGAAAUGAGCGAGGAUACAUCCCACGAAUUUGUCAAGGCCGAGGACGACAUCACUGCUGCCCCGCCCUCGUCAUUCAUCGAUAAGGACGAAGAUGAUUUUGUGGAUGAGCCACUCAGCUCUCCCCGUCUCUCUGUUGGCAGUGACAAGAUCAACGAACAACGUUUUGAAGACCCCGACCUCGUUGUGGCGCCACUGUCUCCUUCAAAAUCAAAACCGGCCGAGUUGGCCGAAUCUGCAAAGUUUGCCAAUCCGGACAGCAUCCAACGGACAGGGUUAGACUUGGCUACCAGGGAAAUCGACGAGCAUCUCACCUCUACCCAACAGCCUACCGAAUCGUCCCUUUCUGCCAGCCCUCUUCCGGAACCGACGCCCUCUGGUGCCUCCUUGAACCCCAGCAACUUGGGAGAUCAGCAUCGUGGCCUUUCUCCUCACCCAGAAGAUACUCCAGCACCGUUAUUCACUUCAUCAAGUGCUCCACAGUCGGUCGCUCCAGAUCAGACUGCACAGAAGACGGAGACUGUUGUUCAUCCCCCAGCCGAUUCUCAUCCUGCACAUGGAGUUCAAUCUUCAGAACAAAUCGCUGUUGUGGAUGAUCCGUCUACUGCUCUUGGGCAGCAACAACCACCUCAACAUAUAAACAUACCACUAGAACAUGUUGUCGGAGACUUCCUCAAGAUGCAGUUUGUAGAACACCGCGUUGUACCUGCAAUUUUGACCUUUUUCUUCUCAUACCCCUGGAACAAUUUUCUGCACAAUGUUGUCUACGACAUAGUGCAGCAAGUGUUCAACGGUCCCAUGGAUCGCGGAUAUAACCCUACCCUGGCGGUUUCUCUGUUUGAAGCAGCAGACAUUACAGCAGCCAUCAUCAACGGUCAGCAAGCUAGCGACGAGUCGCAGGCAAAGACAAAAACCCGCAUGGGAUACAUGGGCCACUUGACUCUCAUUGCUGAGGAAGUGGUUAAGUUUACCGAGAGACACCCACCCGAAUUGCUUUCCGAGAUGGUCCUGGAUAAAGUCAUGAGUCAAGAGUGGAUCAACUAUGUUGAAGGUGCUCUUGCGGAAACGCGUGAGCGAGACAAUGCUAUUUUGGGCGGAGUCCGGCCUGAAGUUGCUCUUGGCCACCGUGCAAGCAUAGGAGGCGGCAAUGGUUUAGGUGGUGUUGGACUCUCUGGACUUGGAGGAGCCUCUGCAACUGGCUCGAACGCUUUGGCGGAGGCCGGCCUGAAUGGCGGCAUCGAAAUUAACGAAGGCAGCAACAAUGGCAUUGGCCCCUUCGCAAUUAGUGCCGGAACCUUGAUGUCGGGCUUCGGAAGUAGCAGCGAUGAAGAGGAUGAUGAGGGCGAUGUGGAGGAGGAGGAUGUUAACUCUGAGGUGAGUGGUGAUUCUUUUGAUGAUCGAGGCACUGGCUCUCCAGAGGUGGCUGCGAAUGCGAACACAGAUUCUCCGGUCAAUGUGAUCUCGAUGUCUCCGGAGCCUUUGGAAGCAAUUUUGGGAGAUUCCUCUGUGGACAUUCGCCCGAGUCUUGGUUCACCUGUGAGAUUUACUACGACUCGGGAUUACUACGAAGACGAGAUUAUGGAAGACGGCUCGCAGCAAGAUAGGUGGUCAGGAGACCAUUACGACGAACACGGAACAGAACGCGCCAGCUUCCACAGCACGGCGGCCGAUGCGGCGGGCGCUGACGAGCCAGACCCUCUCAACAAUACUGGUAACUCGUUGACUCCGCCAUCAAUCCCUCCGCCUCCACCGCCGCCUCCGCCGUUGAAUGUUCCUCCGUCAAGAGCCAGGCUGCAGCUGGCAGCUCGGUUGGCAAUGCAUCAAAAGAACAACCAAGCGGCGCAGCCAUCCUUUGCAACAAUGCACCAUGAAGGAGACGACUAUGACAACAAUACGAUGGACCCCUUUAGAGACGAUAAUGAUGACAUGGACGACGAUGAUGACCUAGAUGUAGACGUUGUUCGAGAUGGUGGACGUGGAUCCUGGUGGAGAGGCAUGGUCGGAAGAAGAAGCAGUGCAGACGAUGGCGACUCUGACGAGGCUGACGAGGAUGAUGAUGAAUUCGGUGACUUUGCCAUGGCAGAAGAUUACAGGAGUGGUGGGACUUCGAAUACGGAACAGCUGGUACUGAGACCGCUAGCCGUCAAUCCCGCCAAGGAAAGCAGCAGAGGUCUCAGCGGUCUGUGGCCGUUUGGGUCAAGAAACGAAAGCAACAAAGCCAAACGUGACGAAGAAAGUCACGACCUAAAAGACGAAGUCGUGGUAUCUUCAGACGAGAAGAAGGGAGAGGAUUAUAGAGCCAUUGAGGUCAGGGAGGCAACGAGUCGGACUAGCAUUGAAGAACCGGAUGAGGAAGAAAUAGUAGCUGGGAAAUGA
Molecule: messenger RNA, 3789 nt
Organism: Metarhizium acridum CQMa 102
Lineage: Eukaryota; Fungi; Ascomycota; Sordariomycetes; Hypocreales; Clavicipitaceae
Source: RefSeq, a predicted model, not a curated record